GCAACUUUCAACGCUUUUCCUUGACGCCCUGCAACCCAUUGUGACUGUGACCAGCAACGUAGACCAUCCGACGCAAUGCCACGAGUAUGAACAUAAAAUGUGACUGGUUCUAUCCUGUUCACACUCUUUGUUCACGGCUCUCCAUCAUCACCAACAGACACACACACACACACACACCACAACAGAGAUUUGCAUUUGUCAUAGCAAUUUAUAAAACUCGCUUUUUUUUACUGUACAGUUGUAAGAAAAAAUACAAAAGCAUCCCUCUCCCUUCCUUCAAAUGUCUCAAGACUAGAGAAAAAAAAAAAAAAAAAGAAAACAAAAGAUCAUACAAAACUCUAUACACAGAGAAAAAGGCUACAUUGUCCACCCCUCCAUCCACCAACACACUGAAAUACAAAACAGACACUCUCUCUCACGGGUACCACCGGUACCACUGUUCCCCAGGAUAUAGAAAGACACGUUACAAUGAUUUGGCUGUCGUCAUUGUUGUUUUUGCUGUUGUCACAGCAACUCCACUCCUAUGCACACAGCGUUCAUGACGCCGCAACUCUUGAGGACGCCUAAAUCUCGCUUGACACAUGCUGCAUCCAUAGGCACGAUACGAAGAAUGGCAAGACGCAUGACUGCGGAGAUUCGCACGGCGCGUAAAGCGGGCAUUGCAGCCGGGAACGGGACAACUAAACGGACGCGGACGCGCCGUUGCUUGAGACGGGGUUGUCCCUGUUGUCGGGGCGGAUGCAGAUGGGGCACUCGUUGUUGCUGUCGUUGUCGACAUUGUCGCGACAGGAGGAGGAGGCGACGCGGAUUUAGGGGAAUGGUUGAGACCGGGAGGAUAUCGCCGAUGUGUUCCAUGAAAGGAGAGGGACAUGUUGGGCGACGCAGAGGGAGAAGCGGGAGGAGCGGGUUGUGAGCGAAUGUCAAAGGAAGAAGUGGAAGAGGUGGGAGAAGGGAGAGCCAAUUCUGUCCCUAAUGGAUAAGCAAAUGCGCCCUCUAGUUCCCGUUCCUGUUCUUGUUCCGCUAAUGAAACGCUCUUUUCCAUCCAAUGCUGGGAGUGACGAACAUUGCGAAUGGGCAGAAUCAAGAGCCCAAAUCCCGUGGAUCCCCAUGACGUCUUCCUCUAAAGUCAAAGUCAAAAUCCACCCAAUGAUGACGAUCCAAUACGUCAAGAGAAGGAGAUGGGAGAGGAGAGGGAGGAAGGUAAUAGUCUGAAGAGUGACGUUGAAACGAGUCCCUUAAGCAUGGGCGAGUGAGCGUUGAGACAGGAUCAAGAGGAAGAGAGCGAGGAGACACUAAAGGAAGAGGAACAGGAGGAGGUGGAGAAGAAGAAGAAGAAGACGACGAAUUGACAAGAUCCUCUAUCCGAAUCCGCAUGGUGCAAGGUGAGAAGAGAAAGAAGUGACGUGACGACGACGACGACAAGUGGUGAAAGAGCAGACAACGUGUAUUGUCCGUAAGAGAGAGCAAGAGUGGGGAAACAAACUUGACAAAUGAGGAGAGAAAGGCUCUCUCGCUCUCGCCGUGAGUUGAGCGAGUGUGAACGGGAGUGAACGGGAAGUAAAAAAGAAGGCCGAUGAAGAGUGUGGGUGGGGAAGAGACCAAAGCCAAGUUCCCUUCCUCGCUCGUCCUUGUUCAAAAAGUUGGAAAUCUGCGCCUCCCCAAAUCACCUUGUCAUGAGCGUGGGAAAAAAGGGAAACCAUGUGAUGCCGCUUGUGUCACAUCUGAUCUCUCUCUUUUUUUCUUAUCGCAUCUUUCUCUUUUUAUCAGAUCUCUUUUAUUACUUGUCACUCAUGGACUUAGAGUUCAUACGGAUAUAAAGAAUUAUGUGCAUGACAAGAAUUCAUAACAGAGUUAUUUUACUUGAUGGAAAUCAUACUGUAUGGUUGAAUACGAGUGUAUGAUGCGCAGUGCCUACAGAGUAAGUCCCCUUGCCUGUGUGUGGUUGAUCAUGAUCAUGAAAAAGGAAAAAAGAGAAAGAGAUAAUCAAACACUUGUUCUCUCACUUUGCCACUCGUUUUACAAAUCACUUUUUGUUCCGAUUCUUUCCGUUCAACAACCAAUCAAUUGCAACAAAGUGACGUGACCAAUGGGGGAUCAUUAUUUUAUGAUUAUUUC
Spizellomyces punctatus DAOM BR117 is the source of this 2115-nucleotide messenger RNA. RefSeq lists its product as uncharacterized. The transcript is spliced from 3 exons. The record is from RefSeq and is a predicted model, not a curated record. The coding region runs from base 87 to 542 and encodes 151 amino acids. Lineage: Eukaryota; Fungi; Chytridiomycota; Chytridiomycetes; Spizellomycetales; Spizellomycetaceae.